AUGAAACUUUAUUCAUCGUCUAACAAUAUGACAAUAACAACAUCAACUGAACACAUUCGUUUGUCAACAGUAUUUACUGGUAGUGAAACGCAAUUACUUCGUUUAGAUAUAGUCAACGGGCUACUCAAAGUAUUUCUACACUUGCCAAUCACCGAAACCGACAUUCAAUUAAAUUUAGCAGAAGGAAAUGAUGCAAUUACUCAAAAUCAUGGCAUUUACCGAAAGAACAAACUAUCAAGUUUAUUUCAGUUGGAUAUAUUGAUUCAAUCGAAACUAGACCCGACAUUACGACUAGACGAUAACCAAUGGCAUUCUAUAAUAUUGGCAAGAUCAAACUCAUUGUUACAAGUAUACAUAGAUAACGACUUGGUAUUUACACGUCUGCUUGGUCCAUCUAAUUAUCAACGUUUAUAUUUAUUACAUACACAAAUUAUUGUUUUAGGUGGACCAUAUAAAUUAGGUGAUAUAUUUCAAAUGAAUUCAAUGGAGAUUGUAUCAGAUAAUAAUUUUAUCGGUUUUAUUUCUAAAGCUGUUUUUCAAGCCGACUCACUUGAAAUGAAUAUUCUAGAAUUUACUUUAUCUAAUUUACAUGGUUUUCGAAUUCAAUCAAUAUACCCUUUAACAAAUAAAACUUAUCAUCAUCAUCAUCAUUAUCAAACUAAUGAAAUUCAAUCUUAUACUAUUGAACCUAUUGAAUUUAUACAAAUAUGUCAUUUAAUCAAUAUAAUGAAUCAAAUGAUUACAUCAUCAAUUUCUUUUAAUUCAACAAUAUUUGAUGAUGAUGAUGAUGACGAUAUGUUUAUUAUAUUAAAAUUGCCAACAUUGAAUUUAUUACAAAAUUCUAUUGAAUGUAUUCAACAAAAUGUAAAAUCUACAAUCAAUUUAAUUCAUACAUUAAAAUGGAUUCAUAUAGAAAUACAAUUUAAUCAAUAUACAAAUCAACAAAAUGGUUUAUUAUUUUUAUUAAAUGAUGAUACUAAUAAUAAAUUAAAACAUUAUAGUUUAAUUAAAAAUGAUCAUCAACAAAUAAUCAAUAAAUAUCAUUUUAAUAAGAAUAUAUUGAUUGGUGCCGAAUUUCGUAAUAAUCAAUUAUAUAUUAUUAUACAAAAAAAUAAACAAAUAUGGUUUAAUAUAAAAUUAAAUUCAAAAUUCAAUCAAUUAUCAUUAUUACAUGAUCAAUAUAAAUUACAAAUUAAAUAUACAAUGAUUUGGUUAAUCAAUAAAAUAAUAAUCAAUCAUUAA
Schistosoma mattheei is the source of this 1242-nucleotide messenger RNA. NCBI's taxonomy places the organism in Eukaryota, Metazoa, Platyhelminthes, Trematoda, Strigeidida, Schistosomatidae. The record is from the annotation of a GenBank genome assembly.